GUUUAAAUUCACGCGCGCAACAAUUAUUAUCCAGUACAGUUGCCGAUUUUCGAUGCAUGCAAUGAAGACAGUUGCUUUAAUUAGUGGUGGCAAGGACAGUUGCUACAAUAUGAUACAGUGCAUCUCUGAGGGCCACACCAUCACUGCACUAGCAAAUCUCAAACCAAAAGAUACAGAUGAACUGGACAGCUUCAUGUAUCAGUCAGUGGGUCACCAUGCCAUAGAUCUGUAUGCCGAGGCAAUGGGUCUGCCACUCUAUCGCCGAGAGAUACAGGGCACAUCUAAAUCAACAGACAGAGAUUACCAGCCGACACAUGAUGAUGAGGUGGAAGAUUUAUAUGAGCUUUUGAAAACUGUGAAGGAAGAAAUGCAGAUUGAAGCAGUAUCUGUGGGAGCCAUUCUGUCUAAUUACCAGCGUGUUAGAGUGGAAAAUGUAUGUCAGCGACUUAGUUUAGUUCCACUGGCCUAUCUGUGGAGACGUGAUCAAGCAGAGCUGUUGGACAAGAUGAUAGAGAAUAAAGUAGUUGCCAUCGUAAUAAAGGUGGCUGCUAUGGGAUUACAGCCAAAACAACAUUUGGGUAAAACUUUGUCAGAGAUGAAGGAACAUCUGCAUAAGAAGAAUGCUGAGUUUGAGUUGAAUGUUUGUGGAGAGGGUGGGGAGUAUGAGACCUUCACACUGGAUUGUCCAAUCUUCAAGAAGAAAAUUGUUUUAGAUGAGACAGAGUUGGUUAUCCAUUCACAAGAUGCAUUUGCUCCAGUUGGUUACCUCAAUCUGCAUAAAGCUCAUUUAGAGGACAAACAUUUGGAUUCCAGUUUUAGUCAAGAGGACAUGAUAAAGGACCUGCCUAUAAAACACAGUAGAUUUUUACCGGAUGAGUUGUUUCCAGACAGAUCACAACUGAGAUGUAUUCAGUGUGAAAUUCUACAACACUCAAAGACCUCAGAUACAGUAGCAGGUAUAAGAAAAGCUGAGGUGUUUAGAAUAAAGAAUGCGCAUUCUGACUCGAGCCAUGUCUGGGUCACCAACCUUAUGGCCUUGCAGCGGGAUAGUGAAGAUGUUGUUGAACUUGCUAGACGUACCAUGGACAAUCUGAAAGAACUGAUUGAACCUUUGGACAUGUCAGAUUUGGUAUUGGUUCACUUGUAUGUGAAAAAUAUGGCCGACUUUGCUGCUGUCAAUUCUGUGUAUAAAACUUACUUCGGAUUAAAUCCUGCCGCCAGGGUUUGUGUUGAGGCAGAUUUACCUGACAAUGUAGCUAUGAUGUUAGAUUGUUAUGGAAACAGUUGCCAUAGUAACAGGGAAACCAUGCAUGUACAAGGACUCUCACAUUGGGCACCAGCUAAUAUAGGACCUUACAGUCAGUGUGUCAAGAUUGACAACAUGUGUUAUGUAGCGGGUCAGAUAGGUAUGGUACCAGCUAACUUGGCCCUUGUAGAAGGUGGUAUACAUGCCCAGGCAAGACUGAGCUUGCAGCAUGUGAACAGUGUACUCGCAGCAAUGUGCGCUGGAUGCUCAUUGGAUAAUGUAACUACGUGCAUUUGCUAUGUAACACAUCCUGACUAUAUUCCCAUAGCUGAAGAGGAGCUUGAAAGGAUUGUAAAUGACCACACCUUUGUGCCAGUAUAUGUAGUAGUUCCACAGUUACCAAAGGGAGCUCUGAUAGAAUGGCAAGUUGUUGCUAGAACAGAGUUAUCGAAACCUAUCCAAGUGAAAAGGAAUACAAAGUGUUCUGGAUCCAAUUACACAGCAAAGGCCAGAAUGAUACUGUCAUCAGAGGGAACCCCACUGUCAUUAGCUUUAUAUGUAUAUAAAGAUGAAAAUGUUGAUGUAGCAGACAUUAACCUUGAUGCAGUUAUAGAACUGCUAGAAGAUACCAGAGUGAAUAUUGAAGAUAACCCCAGUGAAAACCCUGAUCCAGAAAAUAAAUUAUCUAUAAUGAGGAUAUUCUAUCUGGCUCAUGUCUUCAGGUUUGAUGAAUUAUAUAAAGGUUUACAGGAGAGAUAUAGGAAUACUCCAGUAGCUUUGGUUCCUGUGUCGCAACUAGAGACUGCUAAUACAAUACUUACACUGUGUCAGACAUUCAGCUAGAGACUGCUAAUACAGUACUUACACUGUGUCAGACAUUCAGCUAGAGACUGCUAAUACAAUACUUACUCUGUGUCAGACAUUCAGCUAGAGACUGCUAAUACAGUACUUACACCAUGUCAGACAUUCAGCUACAGACUGCUAAUACAGUACUUACACCAUGUCAGACAUUCAGCUAGAAACUGCUAAUACAAUACUACACCAUGUCAGACAUUCAGCUAGAGACUGCUAAUACAAUACUUACACCGUGUCAGACAUUCAGCUAGAGACUGCCAGUGUGAUGCUUGCACUAUUCCAAGGACAAAAUGAUACCUGCUCCAUGUCAGAUAUUCAAUGGUUGACUGCCAUUAUGGUUCUUGCUCCAUUCCAGACAUUCAACAUUAAACAAAAACCAGUGCUUGUACCAUGUCAGACAUUCAACAUUAAAAAAAAACAGUGCUUGUACCAUGUCAGGACAUUCAACCAGCCAACAAUACAGUUACUGCACCAUACCAAACUUUUAACCAAUCAACAGUCAUGCUAGUACCAUGUCAGACUUUCAACCAGCCAACAGUGUGAUGCUUGCAUCGUAAUAUGACACUAGCAAAUUUAAAGUUACAGUCAAUAGGUGAAGAAGAUACUGGUUAUUGUACAUAAUCAGGUCAUUGAGAGUCCGGUGUAAGUUAGGUUGUCUCUUCACAGGAAAAUGGAUGAAUAAAAGUAGGUGAUAGUUGUUGCAGUUUCUUUCUGCAGGUAUUGGAAAUGUGGAAAUUACAAGAUGAAUGUGGUUCUGUAGGGAGUUUAGAUAAGUUUUAGCAUUAACUUUUGUUCUAGUUUUAAGUAGCCAGUACAGUUAAACCUGUAUAUAAAGAACAAUUGGGAAGAGUUAAAAAAUGGUGUUUAUUUAUAUGUGGUCUUUAUUCAUGGAUUAAAAUGUGCAAGAAAUUUAUUAAUUUGGAAUGAAACAAGUGAUGUUUAGAGUCAGUUGGUCUCUGUUCACAGGUUGUUUAGUACAGGUUUAAUUGGUUGUUGAUCAUGUUAGCACUGUAAAAUCUGAUGUUUUCACUAGGCUAAGAAUGCUAUUUUUAGCUCAGUUUUUCAAAUACAGCUUUUAUUAUCACCCUUCAGGCCUUUUUAGAGGUGGUCAGUUGCAAAUUUUAUUUAUGGUAAAUUGUUAAAAUUAUGGUGAAAAGUAUCAACAAAUCACGUUAAUUUGGGAA
This is a messenger RNA of Mercenaria mercenaria, 3285 nucleotides long. RefSeq lists its product as uncharacterized. The coding region runs from base 53 to 2089 and encodes 678 amino acids. NCBI's taxonomy places the organism in Eukaryota, Metazoa, Mollusca, Bivalvia, Venerida, Veneridae. Gene Ontology annotation, molecular function: diphthine-ammonia ligase activity. The transcript is spliced from 16 exons. Gene Ontology annotation, biological process: protein histidyl modification to diphthamide. The record is from RefSeq and is a predicted model, not a curated record.